This is a messenger RNA of Symbiodinium sp. CCMP2592, 543 nucleotides long. The record is from the annotation of a GenBank genome assembly. NCBI's taxonomy places the organism in Eukaryota, Dinophyceae, Suessiales, Symbiodiniaceae.
AUGGGGGCAGCAGCGGUUGUGGGCAGUUUGCUGCUGAUUUUGGGGUUCACCGUCCUGCGGCUUGGGGAGCACGCGGUUGAGAUCCGGAUUCGCUAUGGCGGUGCGGCGCGCACUGGCUCAGUGCCAUUUCAGAUGCAAGCAGAUGCCGUGGAGCACAUGGCCGACUGCGACGUAUCAUCUGGCACGUGCAGCUUGCAAGUCUCCUUGAGUCGGGACAUGCCUCCGCCAGUUCGUGUGCUCUACCAUCUCGAUCCGUUCUACCAGAACUUCCCGACCUACAUUGCUUCAGGCCUCCAGCCCAAAUCAGCGGACUUCCUCGCACAGAUGUGCACCUUGCUCGACCAGGUUCGACCUCCGGUGCAUGGGGAGAACUGCCACAAGCCUUUCAACGAUACCUUCGAGUUGCGGCGAAACGGAGCUGUCCUCUACAUCAGCAAAGACGGUGUCGGCAAUCCCGAAGAUCGUAGCAGGAUGGCAAAUCCACCGGAUUAUCCCGACAGGUCCAAGGUUGUCCGAAACUUAGGAGGGUCUUGGCAGCCGUGA